Molecule: messenger RNA, 1935 nt
Organism: Ochotona curzoniae (black-lipped pika)
Lineage: Eukaryota; Metazoa; Chordata; Mammalia; Lagomorpha; Ochotonidae
Gene: SLCO2A1
Product: solute carrier organic anion transporter family member 2A1
Exons: 14
Coding region: 1-1935 (644 amino acids)
Biological process (GO): transmembrane transport; prostaglandin transport; sodium-independent organic anion transport
Cellular component (GO): membrane
Molecular function (GO): protein binding; prostaglandin transmembrane transporter activity
Source: RefSeq, a predicted model, not a curated record
AUGGGGCUGCUGCCCGAGCCCGGCUCGCCCCAGGGCAGCGACGCCCCUUCGGGCCGAGCCGGCCGCUGUCCCCGUUCCAUCUUCCGCAACAUUAAGAUGUUCGUGCUCUGCCAUGGCCUCCUGCAGCUCUCCCAGCUCCUGUACAGUGCCUACUUCAAGAGCAGCCUCACCACCAUCGAGAAGCGCUUCGGGCUCUCCAGCUCUUCCUCGGGUCUCAUCUCCAGUUUGAACGAGAUCAGCAACGCCACCCUCAUCAUCUUCGUCAGCUACUUUGGCAGCCGGGUGCACCGGCCGAGGCUGAUCGGCGUUGGCGGUCUCCUGCUGGCUGCAGGUGCCUUCGUGCUCACACUGCCGCACUUCCUCUCGGAGCCCUACCAGUACACCUCGGCCAGCAUCGCGAACAGCAGCCGCUUCCAGGCCGAGCUCUGCAGGAAGCACUGGCAGGACCUGCCCCCCAGUAAAUGCCACAGCACCGCCCAGGAUCCCCGGAGGGAGACCAGCAGCAUGUGGGCCCUCAUGGUGGUGGCCCAACUGCUAGCCGGCAUUGGGACCGUGCCCAUCCAGCCAUUUGGGAUCUCCUAUGUGGACGACUUCGCAGAGCCCAACAACUCUCCCCUGUACAUCUCCAUCCUGUUUGCCAUUGCCGUGUUUGGCCCGGCCUUCGGGUACCUGCUGGGCUCUGUCAUGCUGCAGAUCUUUGUGGACUACGGCCGUGUGGACACUGCUGCUGUGAACCUGAGCCCAGGGGACCCCCGCUGGAUUGGAGCCUGGUGGCUGGGCCUGCUCAUUUCUUCAGCCCUCUUGGUCAUCACCUCUUUGCCCUUCUUUUUCUUCCCUCGGGCAAUGUCCAGAGCUGCAGAGGGAUCACCUGCCACAGCAGAGGAGGCGAGGAAGAUGGAGGAGGUCAAGUCCAGAGGCACCCUGGUGGAUUUCAUUAAACGCUUUCCACGCAUCUUCCUGAGGUUGCUGAUGAACCCGCUCUUCUUGCUUGUGGUGCUGGUCCAGUGCACCUUCUCCUCCGUCAUUGCCGGCCUCUCUACUUUCCUCAACAAGUUCCUGGAGAAGCAGUACGGAGCCUCGGCCGCCUAUGCCAACUUCCUCAUUGGUGCCGUGAAUCUGCCUGCAGCGGCCCUGGGGAUGCUACUGGGAGGCAUCCUCAUGAAGCGGUUUGUGUUCCCGCUGCAAACCAUCCCCCGUGUGGCCGCCACCAUCAUCACCAUCUCCAUGAUCCUCUGCGUACCUCUCUUCUUCAUGGGAUGUUCCACACCGACUGUGGCUGAGGUCUACCCCCCAAGCACAUCAAGUUCUAUGAGUCCGCAGCCCCUCGCCUGUCGCAGGGACUGUGCGUGUCCUGAUUCCAUCUUCCACCCAGUCUGUGGAGACAACGGCAUUGAGUACCUUUCCCCUUGCCAUGCUGGUUGCAGCGAUAUGAACAUCAGCUCUGCAGCCUCCAAGCAACCGAUCUACUUGAACUGCAGCUGUGUGACUGGAGGCUCGGCUUCGGCGAAAGCAGGGUCCUGCCUCAUCCCCUGCGCCCACUUCCUGCUCCCCACCAUCUUCCUCAUCUCCUUCGCUGCCCUGAUCGCCUGCAUGUCCCACAAUCCCCUCUAUAUGAUGGUCUUGCGCGUGGUGAACCAGGAGGAAAAGUCAUUUGCCAUCGGUGUCCAGUUCCUGCUGAUGCGCUUACUGGCCUGGCUGCCCGCUCCAGCCCUCUACGGCCUCACCAUCGACUACUCCUGCGUCCGGUGGAGCUUUCAGUGCUCCGGGCGGCGAGGGGCCUGCAUCUACUAUGACAACGAUGCCCUGCGGGACAGGUACCUGGGUCUGCAGAUGGGCUACAAGGUGCUGGGCACGCUGGGACUCUUCCUGGUCAGCUGGAGGGUAAAGAAGAACAGAGAGUACAAUGUGCAAGAGAAGGCAGCCGGCCUCAUCUGA